Molecule: messenger RNA, 435 nt
Organism: Podarcis lilfordi (Lilford's wall lizard)
Lineage: Eukaryota; Metazoa; Chordata; Lepidosauria; Squamata; Lacertidae
Source: the annotation of a GenBank genome assembly
AUGACAAGCGCCGACGACUGCUGGACAGAUCACCGACUAAUACGCUCCACGAUGGCUAUCAAGAUUAUACCUCAAUGCAGGCUUCAAGGAAGGAAACCAAGGUGCAAAAUGAACACUCAAGCCCUUCAAGAUCCCAUUAAGCAGGAUUGCUUCCAAAUGACUCUUAAGGGCCAUCUGCUUUCAGAAUUCCCUGAUAACAUCGAGGAACACUGGACCAAGCUAAAAACAUCCAUUAUUGCAGCCUGUGAACAAACAAUUGGAUACCAAACCAAGAAACACCAGGACUGGUUUGAUGAGAAUGACAGUGAGAUUGAAUGCAUGAUUGACAAGAAAAGGAAGGCUUUCAGAUCUGACAAAGAGAUAGAAACUGUGCCACUAAGAAAAAAACCCAUGGCAACGCUAAUGCUGAGGUUCAAAGAAGAACCAGAGAACUAA